ACUCGAGGUCCCUGGAAUGGGGGAAGGGAACGGAGGUCGAUUAAAAAAUGUUCUCCCUUUUUAAAAAGGGGAGGGGGGAGCGGAGACGUUAAAUUAUUUUGCAAACAUUCAUGCCGCGGGAAGGGCUGGGACAGGCCGCGCGGCCGCCGGAACCGGUCGGACAGGUAGCGAGCUUGUUGACACCGUUAUGUUGCAGGGCGCAUGCUCGCUCCCAAGUUUCCUGGUGCCUUUUCUAUUCCACCUUAGGAAACUUUUUCCUCGGCGUGGUCUCAGCCUGGAUUUAAGGCACCGGAGUCGGCGAGCCAACAGUCGCGGGCGCGCGGGGCGCAGGGACGAGCAGGGGGCGAGGGGGGGGCCCGGGGGGCGCCGCCAGGACCAGCGCCUAGCGGAGCGGGACCGCGCGGGGGCCUCGCCAUGCCCAAAGCCUUUCUGGUGAAGCGCAGGAGCCCCGGCGCCGCGGAGCGCAGCUGGGCUGCGCUCCCAGACGAGAACCGCGCGGACGCCUACAUCCCAGUUGCCCUGGGCCGCCUGCUUCACAGCGCUGAGGACAGUCGCAGCGACGGAGGUAGCAGCAGCAGCACCGGCGAGUCCGGAAGCGCCGAGAGCAGCUCGUCCCCGCGUGCCCCGGAGUGCGACACCCCCGAGCGGGGCGACGCAGAGGGCGCAGAUGGACACUUGGCAGCGAAACAGCGCGCGGUUGCUAGGUCAAAAAUCAAGUUCACCACAGGUACGUGCGAUGACCCGGCGAUGCACAGCUGUGAGCUCUGUGGCAAGGGCUUCCGCCUGCAGCGCAUGCUCAACCGCCACCUCAAAUGCCACAGCCAGGUCAAGAGGCACCUGUGCACCUUCUGCGGCAAGGGCUUCAAUGACACCUUUGACCUGAAGCGGCACGUGCGCACACACACAGGCAUCCGGCCCUAUAAGUGCGAUGUGUGCCACAAGGCCUUCACGCAGCGCUGCUCCCUGGAGUCGCACCUGAAGAAGAUCCAUGGCGUGCACCAGCAGUAUGCCUACAAGCAGCGACGAGACAAGCUUUACGUGUGCGAGGACUGCGGCCACACGGGGCCCUCGCAGGAGGACCUAUACCUCCACGUGCACCGCGCACACCCGGGCAGCGCCCUCCUGCAAAAGACUUCCAAGAAGCUGGCGGCACUGCUGCAGAGCAAGCUGGUGGCCGAGCACCUGGGGGACGCCAGCCCGAGCGAGGAGGAGGCCCAGAAGUGAGGGCUCUGCUCUAACCCAACUGGCUGUUUCUUUUUCCCGUCCUGGGUAUUGGACCCAGGGCCUUCGCACAGAGCUACAUUCUCAGCCUCUGCUUUUUAUUUUGAGAUAGGCUCUCAAUAAGUUGCUCAGGCUGAGCUCAAACUUGGAACCCUCCUGCCUGAGCCUCUUUGAGUGCUGAGGUCAUAGGUUCAUAGGUGUAUCUGCCACAGCUGGUUCUUGCUCGCCCUUUUUCAUCACCAGUAUCGCCUUUUUUUUUGGUCUUUUUUGAGACAGGGUCUCCAUGCAUUUCAGGCUGGCCUGGAGCUCACUUUGUAGCCCA
This is a messenger RNA of Octodon degus (degu), 1543 nucleotides long. It is a transcript of the gene Ovol2, whose product is annotated as ovo like zinc finger 2. NCBI's taxonomy places the organism in Eukaryota, Metazoa, Chordata, Mammalia, Rodentia, Octodontidae. The transcript has 4 exons. The record is from RefSeq and is a predicted model, not a curated record. Bases 415 to 1224 code for a protein of 269 amino acids. Gene Ontology annotation, biological process: epidermal cell differentiation; regulation of transcription by RNA polymerase II. Gene Ontology annotation, molecular function: DNA-binding transcription factor activity, RNA polymerase II-specific; RNA polymerase II cis-regulatory region sequence-specific DNA binding. Gene Ontology annotation, cellular component: nucleus.